CCCCGCGCCGCCCAUAACGGCAUUGCGUUGCAUGCAUAGCGUAUCGGCCCGAACGAAACGACAUUAUCCGAGCUAUUGAUCAUCGUGUACAAGCAGUGGAAUUUUGCAACAAUCCUUGCAUUAUUUGGACAGUGUCACCGUUCAGUCCAGGCUAUCUAUUAUAUUGAAACAGACGGCGGCUAGCAGGAGGGAAUAGAGCUUUUCAGAAUUCUAUGAGUCCACAGACAGGGUGACAGAACUUCACAAAUGAGGCAAGAUGCUGGAUCUCUAUGAGAUUCUAAGGGAGCCCGCAGUGUAUGGCACGCUGGGCGUGGUGGUGGUUGCUGCACUUCUUGAUCUCUUGCGGAGGAGAAAAGAGAGAUUCCUGAUGGCUUCGCCGGUUGAUCUCAAGCACCAGUCCAUUGAGUUGCCUGGAGAAGAAAGGGUUCAUGUCUCGGCCCUUACUCCAGAUAGGAACUUCGUAACAUAUAUGCAUGAAAAUGCUAGAACAGUCUACCAGGCGUUCAUGAGGGGCAAAGCAUUGGAUGGUGCUGCAGACUCUAUGGGAUCAUGUACAGACAAAGGCUCUGUUGACUGGAUAAGCUUUAAUGAGGUAUACGAAUCAGCGAAGGAAAUUGGAUCUGGGUUAAUCCACCUUGGACUCGAGCCAAAAUCAGAGGCCUUGGUAGGGAUCUAUGCGCAGAACAGACUUGAGUGGGGACUAUUUGAGAUAGGAUGCGUUACAUAUUCUAUUGUCAACGUUCCACUCUACGACACCCUAGGACCUGAUGUCUGCUCUUACAUCAUAAACCAAGGUGAUAUUUCCAUCGUUGUAUGUGACACUGCAAAAAGAAUCUCGGCCGUUUUGGAGAAGGCAUCAUCGAGCCCUUCCUUGAAGAUCAUCAUCGGGAUGCUGCCCAAAGAAAUUACACCCGAAGUCAAACAGCAAGCCCAGGAUGCCAACGUACAGAUCAUCACAAUUCAGGAGCUGAGGGAACUUGGAAAGAAACAUAUGCAGGAUCCAUCACCUCCAGAAAAAGAUGAUCUAUUUACAGUCUGCUACACAAGUGGAACAACUGGCAAUCCUAAAGGUGCAAUGUUAACACAUGCAAACAUAAUAGCUGCAGGAGCAGGAUUGCAAAAAGCUUGCUAUCCUGCGCUAGAAUUCCGUCCAGGUCAGUGCCACAUUUCUUACCUCCCAUUAGCUCACAUGUACGAGAGACUCAAUUGCCUAAUGACAUUCAUGCACGGUGGGAAGAUAGCUUUCUACCGCGGUGAUGUGAAGGUGAUUAUUGAUGACGUCAAAAUGGCUAGACCAAGUGGAUUCUGUUCUGUACCAAGGCUUCUCAACAGAGUACAUGAUAGGGUUAUGCAAGGGGUGAAUGGAAGUAAUUGGAUCAAGAAGACGAUAUUCAAUAUGGGUUUGAAGAGCAAGAUGGCAGACCUUCAGAAGGGAAUAUGCAGAAAUACCACCAUGUGGGAUAAGUUAGCCUUCAAGAGAAUUCAGGGUGUUCUUGGUGGAAACCUUGAAGUAGUGUUCUCUGGUGCUGCACCCCUCUCACCGGAAGUCAUCUCAUUCUUAAGAUGCGUGCUUGGAGUUCCAGUAUUGGAGGGCUAUGGGCAGACAGAGUCAGCAGUCAUAAGUACAUUGACCUUGCCUGGAGACCAUGCAACUGGUCAAGUUGGGCCACCUCUUCCAUGCUGUGAGAUCAAACUGAUUGACGUGCCUGAGAUGGAAUACUACGCCAAAGAAAACAAAGGAGAAGUCUGUUUCCGUGGAGCAAAUGUUUUUAGAGGUUACCUUAACAACCCGGAGAAGACGAAAGAAGCUCUUGAUGAUGAGGGAUGGCUUCAUUCUGGUGACAUUGGCAUGUGGCUUCCUAAUGGGACCCUGAAGAUCAUAGACAGAAGGAAAAAUAUAUUCAAGCUUUCACAGGGGGAGUACUUAGCACCAGAGAAGAUUGAGACUGUGUAUUCGUCCUGUGCCCUUCUUCAGCAAAUAUGGAUCUAUGGAGAUAGUUUGCAGGCCUAUGCUGUAGCUGUUGGAGCCGUGAAUCCUGAGACUCUACCUGCUUGGGCCAGUAAGAUGGGCGUCAAAGGCUCCUUAGAAGAACUCUGCAAAAAUGAGAAAGUAAAGAAAGGCGUCUUGGAUGACCUUACGAAGAUCGGAAAGGAGGCUGGACUCAAAGCAUUUGAACAAGCCAAGUACAUCCACUUACAUCCAGGAACAUUUGAGAUUGAUAACGGCUUGAUGACCCCGACGCAGAAGCUCAAACGAGUUGCCCUUAGGAAGUUUUUCACCAAAGAACUCAAAGAGAUGUAUCCAGACACUAUGUAAUGUAACCAAUCCUUGUAAACACCAUUUGAAACUCUGGCAGACUCUAUGAGAAACCCUGAUAGACAUUGCUCCAAUAUCUUACAGACACUGUGUCAAACCCUGACAGAUGCUGUGGGACACAUGACAGGCACUGUGUCACACCUGACAGAUACUGUGUCAAACAUUGACAGACAUUGUGUCAAACACUGACCGACACUGUGUCAAACCCUGUCAGAUGCUUUGUCACACCUGACAGACUCUGUCAAACACUGGCACUGUGUCACACCUGGGGAGUGUUUCAUCAACCUUUUUGUCUGACAACAUUCAAUGAUUUUAAUUUGUUGAGAAGUACUGCUACUAUGGUAACUAUUGGAUAAAACAGGGCUUGCCAGAUAAGACAUCUGACAAGUAUUUCAUGAAACACUCCCUUGACAGAC
Lytechinus variegatus (green sea urchin) is the source of this 2733-nucleotide messenger RNA. RefSeq names its product long-chain-fatty-acid--CoA ligase 1-like. Gene Ontology annotation, cellular component: membrane; endoplasmic reticulum. The coding region runs from base 257 to 2317 and encodes 686 amino acids. Gene Ontology annotation, molecular function: long-chain fatty acid-CoA ligase activity. The record is from RefSeq and is a predicted model, not a curated record. Gene Ontology annotation, biological process: long-chain fatty acid metabolic process. NCBI's taxonomy places the organism in Eukaryota, Metazoa, Echinodermata, Echinoidea, Temnopleuroida, Toxopneustidae. The transcript has 24 exons.